Messenger RNA from Penicillium nucicola, 837 nucleotides. Its product is annotated as FYVE zinc finger domain-containing protein. Gene Ontology annotation, cellular component: ESCRT-0 complex. The coding region runs from base 1 to 837 and encodes 278 amino acids. Lineage: Eukaryota; Fungi; Ascomycota; Eurotiomycetes; Eurotiales; Aspergillaceae. Gene Ontology annotation, biological process: protein targeting to vacuole; protein transport to vacuole involved in ubiquitin-dependent protein catabolic process via the multivesicular body sorting pathway. The record is from RefSeq and is a predicted model, not a curated record. The transcript has 2 exons. Gene Ontology annotation, molecular function: phosphatidylinositol-3-phosphate binding; metal ion binding; ubiquitin binding.
AUGGCUACUCACGUCUUGACCUCGACCAACCUCCCGGCCAACCAGAUCUCGGUUUAUGGCCAACCAUCGCCGACCAACUCGUCCACCAACUCGGUCCACAAUUCGGCCUCCAAUACUCCUACCAAUAAUUCUCCCACUUCGCCGCAACUCACCACGGCCUCUCUGCACCAGCUCCCGUUGCAGUCCCGCCAGCUGCGUCCGCCCAAGGGCCCUCUCUAUGUCCCGGCUGCACUCCGCCCGACCGAGCGCCCUCAGAAGUCAUCUCCCAUGACUCCACCGCGUAGCGUGCAUGGGUCUCUCGACAGCCUCAGUGAAGACGCCGCGGAACCCCUGAGCCGUCGCUUCACCAUGGAGAGCCACACCAGCAAUAUCAGCAAGUCUGCUCAGCACGAGUGGAUGAAGAACGAGUCCCUCGGGGAGGUGACCGGUCUGCCGACCCGUGAACACUGGAAAGCGGACUCUGCUUCUUCCAACUGUGAUUCUCCUACCUGUCGUUCGUCGUUUGGUAUCUUCCUUCGUCGCCACCACUGCCGUCACUGCGGUCAUGUCUUCUGCGCCUCUCACACGCCUCACCUGGUUCCGCUGGACCAGAACGCCCGCUUCCACCCCGAAGGUGAGCCUUCGCGUGCCUGCGACCUCUGCUGGAGUGCCCACCAGCGGUGGGAGGAGAACCGCUCCGAAAGUCUGAACAAGAUCCAGAGCAACAUGGAUGCGCAGCAGACGGGUGUCGCUGUUCCCAACUCGGCCGAGGACGACACCAACCCCGAGGACCCCAAGGGUCAGACGGCCGAGGUCGCCGCCUCGGUGCCCCGUGACUGGAACUGGAGCACCUUCUGA